CAAGAGAGAUUAAAGAUAAAAAAAGAAGAAGAAAAAGGGUCUCUAAUCUCUCUAUAGACAUAUAGAAAUGAGAGGAGAGAAGGAGAGAGUAUGUGUGACAGGUGCAGGUGGGUUUGUAGCCUCUUGGGUGGUCAACCUUCUCCUAUCUAAGGGAUACAUAGUCCAUGGAACUGUUAGAGACCCAGAUGAUGAAAAGAAUGCCCAUUUGAAGAAAUUGGAGAAGGGCUCAGAGAACCUGCAACUCUUCAAGGCAAACUUGCUGGACUAUAAUUCCCUGUGCGUGGCCAUUGCAGGAUGCAGUGGAGUCUUCCAUGUUGCAAGCCCGGUUCCUCCAGGCAGCGUGCCCAAUCCGGAGAUUGAAUUGGUCGAGCCCGCUGUGACGGGUACACUGAAUUUACUCAAGGCAUGUUCUGAGAUGGGAGUAAAACGAGUUGUUGUUGUUUCGUCCAUGCAAGCUAUCGUGAUGAAUCCGAAUUGGCCACGCGAUAAAGUUAUGGAUGAGGAUUGUUGGUCUGACAAGGAAUAUUGUAGAACAAGCAAAGAUGAAUACGGAUGGUAUUCCCUUGCCAAGACAACAGCAGAGAGCAAGGCUCUGGAGUAUGCAGAGAAGAAUGGGCUUGAUGUUGUAACAGUCUGCCCAUCCUGGGUUAUUGGGCCAUUGCUGCAACCCACCGUGAAUGGCAGCAGCAUCCAUAUGAUCAAGUUACUGAAAGGAAUGUAUGAGACAGUGGAAAAUAGAGUUUAUGUGAUUGUUGAUGUUCGAGACGUGGCCGAAGCGCUGUUGUUGGCAUAUGAGACGCAGGAAGCAUCGGGAAGAUACAUAUGCUGUUCACAUCUGAUACGACUUCAAGAUCUCAUCGGCAAGUUGAGGAGCAUCAAUCCUAACAUCAGCUAUCCAAAAAAUUAUAUAGAGGUAGAGGAAGAGUUGAAGCUGAGUUCUGAGAAACUGAAGAGAUUGGGGUGGACAUACAGGCCAUUAGAAGAUACCCUUGCUGACAUUGUGGAAUACGUUCAAGGGGCUGGUCAUUUGAACAAGGAUUAGGUUACUUCCAUUUAUCUUUGUUACUCUUCUUUCUAUGGACAUCAUUAUCACAUCACAUCACUAUAAUGUUAUUGUAGCCAUAUCGCAGCUAUGUGGAGUCAGCUUUAAGGUUAUUGUUUGUCCAAUGAUGUUAAUAUACGCAUAUGUGGGCACUUAUUCAAAAAUCUAUUUAAACGAACCUUAUCAAGGCUUUGGAAUA
Molecule: messenger RNA, 1241 nt
Organism: Magnolia sinica
Lineage: Eukaryota; Viridiplantae; Streptophyta; Magnoliopsida; Magnoliales; Magnoliaceae
Product: cinnamoyl-CoA reductase 1-like
Exons: 6
Coding region: 68-1042 (324 amino acids)
Molecular function (GO): oxidoreductase activity, acting on the CH-OH group of donors, NAD or NADP as acceptor
Source: RefSeq, a predicted model, not a curated record